GUUAUCGAUUUGAUGCCAGCACCAAGGGACCACUGAGUCGACGAAAAAAUAUACAAUUUACAAAUAUUCGUAGAAAAUUGCUUUAAAUGUACGAGUUUAAGUUUACGGAAAGCCAUUUCAUCGCUCGGCAACGCUCUUACAAUGCAGCGCUUCAAACAAAAUACGAGACUCCGGUUCCAGCUCCCGAAUGGGAUCGCAUUCCAACUGCAGACUUUGAUACUUUCGAUGGCUUGUCGAACUUGAAUGCGCCUCUGGACAAUCUAUCCCUGCAGGAGCGUCAUCGCACCAAGCUGACCAACCGUAAAAAAGUGUUGGCCUAUCAGCGUAGCCACCACCAGCGCCUCGCUGAACUUUUCGCCUCGCAGCAGGCUGCUGGCAAAUGUAAUACAUCCGAAGUCCCAUCGGAGGCACCUUUGUCCGUGUCCCAGGGUGUCUCUUGUGAUAGCGUAUAAGUGUCUCCACAUGGCACGAGGCUGCCGACAUUGAUUGAUGGUCGACAUGAG
Molecule: messenger RNA, 503 nt
Organism: Drosophila miranda
Lineage: Eukaryota; Metazoa; Arthropoda; Insecta; Diptera; Drosophilidae
Exons: 3
Coding region: 87-452 (121 amino acids)
Source: RefSeq, a predicted model, not a curated record